GGAGAGUCGGACUUCGGCCCGAAGGCAAGCUAAAAAUCUCUAUAUAUUUUCCACUUUCUUUCUUCGUUUAAAAUAAUAAUAAUAACAGGCAAAAUAGAAAAAAGAAAAGAAAAGAAGCAGUAGUACGAGCAGAAGAAGUAGAUACAAAACAGAAAAGGAGAGAGGGAUUUUCAAAAGCUUGAAACAAUGGCGUCACCAUCGUCUCCGUCGGCGCAUUCUUCAUCAUUUCCGCCUUCCGAGUUCUCGUCUCUACCUGUAAUGGCGCUCAGGGAGAGAAUCGUUGAGAAAAUUUUCGAGAAUCGCGUCACUCUCAUCGUCGGCGAGACCGGCUGUGGGAAGAGCUCUCAAGUUCCGCAAUUCCUGUUGGAGGAAAACAUGGCUCCUGUUUUAUGCACACAGCCAAGGAGAUUUGCUGUUGUGGCAGUGGCCAAAAUGGUUGCAAAAGCUCGGAAUUGUGAGCUGGGUGAUGAGGUUGGAUACCAUAUAGGUCAUUCAAAACAUCUAUCAUCUAGAACAAAGAUUGUUUUCAAAACCGCUGGAGUUUUAUUGGAUGAAAUGCGAGAUAAGGGGUUCCAGGCACUUAAAUACAAGGUUAUCAUUCUUGAUGAAGUGCAUGAAAGAUCUAUUGAGUCUGAUCUUGUUCUUGUUUGUGUGAAGCAAUUUCUGCUGAAGAACAAAGACCUGAGGGUGGUAUUGAUGUCUGCAACUGCUGAUAUUGGGAGGUACAGGGAUUACUUCAGGGACCUUGGUAGAGGUGAAAGAGUUGAGGUUCUGGGAAUUCCCAGCUCUAACCGGAAAGAAAAUUUCCAGCGACAAGUUUCAUACCUUGAGCAGGUGACUGGUUUUCUUGGAAUCAGUUCAGAAUUAAUAACUUCAAGAUAUUGUUCUGGUCCAUGCCCUUCCAUGGCAGAUGCUGAAAUCAAGCCUGAAGUGCACAAACUUAUACAUGAAUUAGUGUUGUACAUCCAUGAAAAUGAGCCUGAUAUUGAGAAGAGCAUUUUGGUUUUUCUUCCCACGUAUUACGCCCUCGAGCAGCAAUGGUACCUUUUGAAGCCAUUUAGUUCAUCCUUUAAGGUUCACAUUUUACAUGGUAGUGUUGACACCGAACAAGCUCUUAUGGCUAUGAAAAUCUGGAAAUCUCAUCGUAAGGUAAUAUUGGCGACAAAUAUUGCAGAAUCAUCUGUGACAAUACCCAAAGUGGCAUUUGUUAUUGAUUCAUGCCGGUCUUUACAAGUCUUUUGGGAUUCUGCUCGAAGAAAGGAUUCAACAGAGCUUGUUUGGGUUUCUAAGUCUCAGGCUGAGCAACGGAGAGGUAGAACUGGUCGUACAUGUGAUGGUCAUGUAUAUCGGUUGGUUACACAAUCAUUUUUCAGCAAUCUUGAGGAUUUCGAGUGUCCAGCUAUACUGAAGUUGUCAUUGAGGCAGCAAGUGCUUCAGAUAUGUUGUGCUGAAUCCAGAGCCAUUAAUGAUCCCAAAGCUUUGUUGCAGAAGGCUUUGGACCCUCCAGAUGCAGAAGUUGUUGAAGAUGCAUUGAAUUUGCUACUUCAUGUGAAGGCACUUGAAAAACCAUCUUCAAGGGGCCGGUAUGAGCCUACAUUUUAUGGAAGGCUUCUUGCCAGUUUCGCACUGUCUUUUGAUGCAUCUGUACUUGUAGUCAAAUUUGGAGAAGCUGGGAUGUUGCGUGAAGGCAUUCUUCUGGGCAUAUUGAUGGAUACUCAACCCCUGCCUAUUCUUCAUCCUUUUGGGGAUGAUCAUUUGUUUACAGAAUACAUAAACUGCUAUUUUUCCGCUGAUAGUGAUAAAAUUGUCCUAACUGGUCGAAAGGAGGUUGCAUUCUUAGGAAAUUUAUGUGCAUUUCAGUUCUGGCAACGUGUUUUUAAGGAUAAGCACCGUCUUGAACAUUUGAAACAAGUGCUGAAGUUUGAAGAAAUGGAACCUGCAACAUUAUUGCUGCCGAAGCUUGAAGAAGAAUGGUGCUUUUUCCAUCAUCUUCUGCAGUCAUCACUGCACCAUGUCUCUGAAAUGUAUGAAGAUAUAUUAAAUUCCAUGCACCGCUUCCGGCCCAAUUUUCUGCCUGCAUCUAAUGGCAUUCCAACUUACUAUUCUCCUUAUGAGUUUGGACAUACUUGCCUUCUUGAAUGUCAGCAACAGGGAGAAAUAGAUGCACUUUCUUCAAGUGAUGAACAGCUUGAGCAAUCGAAUGAGACAAGGAAAUGUGUUGCUGUACCAUUUGUUGCUUCUGGUCACUUUCAGACCAAUGAUGUGGCUAAAAAUUUGGUGAAUACUAUUAAGGAGAUAAGAGUUCAAUGUGCAGGAGACACUUCUAGUAAUUACCCGGCAAUUAUUAAUGACUAUGAUUCGCAUAUGAAUGGGGGGGCUCCUCUGUGUGUCUAUUUUGUAAAUGGAUGUUGCAACAGGGGUAGUCUGUGCAGAUUUUCUCAUUCACUCCAAGCAAAAAAACCAGCCUGCAAGUUCUUUUUCUCUCUGCAGGGUUGUAGGAAUGGAGAUUUAUGUUCCUUCUCUCAUGAUUCGUAUCAGCCAAUCUCAUCAUAUGGCUCAAAUGUAUGUCAGCCAGAAGCUGAUCAUGCUGAUGCCUCAUCACUUCUACGACUAUUUGGAACCUCUUCCGUUGGAUACAUCCUUUUGUUGGAUGAUGCUAAUAUGCAUUUCACCUCAAAUCUUGCUAACCACUGCAAGCCAUCUAGGAUCAUCUCUACAACAAGUUUGACGGAAACAUCCAUAUGUGACCCAUUAUUGACAGAUGUAAGAAUCCUAUGGGGCCUCCAUCAUCCCUACCAGACCAUCAUUUCAAACAAAGGGGAGAACCCAAUACCAUGGAAUGAAGUCAAAAUCGUGCUGUGGUUUCCUUAUCUCGAUAGUCAUAGUGAUAAUUUGGACGUGCAGAAAAUUCUUGUGCAGAACUUUUUUGAGUAUCUGGCCAUCCGAAUAUUAGGUGAUACCCUGUUUGAGGUUAAAAUAAUUCUUGCCAUGAACAACAUCAAAUUUUCACAAUUAGAGGUGGAAAAGUUGGCAAGAGAGAGCUUCUUCUUCCUUACAGAGUCAUUUCCAUUUGAUGAAGCAAGCUUUGGGGAGCUACUCGAUACAGUAACAGUUAACAAGCCAAUGUUGAUGCCAAGGUCUGUAUCAUAUGUGUUUGACAUGCAGCCUCCUAGUGAUAUCCAGUUUGGUGACUACGCUUCUGUUUUUCAGAAACAUCUGCAUGACCGGGAAACGUCUUGAAAAUUCAUUAGUUAUGUCUGCAUUAAGUUAACUAAGCCUUUUUUUAAAAAAAAAAUUGCUUGUACAUAUUGCAAAUUGUAUAUGCUUUUCAAAUUGCCUUAAUCCUAGAAUUAGCAUAAUAUAUAUAUAUAUACAUGUAUUGGCAAUUGGUUAUUUUCA
Messenger RNA from Gossypium raimondii (Peruvian cotton), 3399 nucleotides. Its product is annotated as DExH-box ATP-dependent RNA helicase DExH8. NCBI's taxonomy places the organism in Eukaryota, Viridiplantae, Streptophyta, Magnoliopsida, Malvales, Malvaceae. Gene Ontology annotation, molecular function: RNA binding; ATP binding; metal ion binding. Gene Ontology annotation, cellular component: nucleolus; intracellular anatomical structure. The record is from RefSeq and is a predicted model, not a curated record. The transcript has 14 exons. Gene Ontology annotation, biological process: maturation of SSU-rRNA from tricistronic rRNA transcript (SSU-rRNA, 5.8S rRNA, LSU-rRNA). The coding region runs from base 187 to 3240 and encodes 1017 amino acids.